Molecule: messenger RNA, 1465 nt
Organism: Protobothrops mucrosquamatus (brown spotted pit viper)
Lineage: Eukaryota; Metazoa; Chordata; Lepidosauria; Squamata; Viperidae
Gene: DOK5
Product: docking protein 5
Exons: 8
Coding region: 1-915 (304 amino acids)
Biological process (GO): cell surface receptor protein tyrosine kinase signaling pathway; positive regulation of MAPK cascade
Cellular component (GO): cytoplasm
Source: RefSeq, a predicted model, not a curated record
AUGGCUUCUAAUUUUAAUGAUAUCGUAAAGCAAGGGUAUGUCAAGAUUAGGAGCAGACGUUUGGGCAUUUAUCAGAGAUGUUGGCUAGUCUUCAAGAAAGCAUCCAGCAAAGGGCCCAGAAGAAUGGAGAAAUUUUCAGAUGAGCGUGCUGCAUACUUCAGAUGUUAUCACAAGGUUACAGAACUUAAUCAUGUGAAGAAUAUAUUGCGGUUGCCAAAAGGCACAAGGAAACAUGCUGUAGGGAUAUAUUUUAAUGAUGACACAUCCAGGACUUUUGCUUGUGAAUCAGAACUUGAAGCAGAUGAAUGGUGCAAAGUCCUUCAAAUUGAGUGCCUGGGGACUCAGAUUAAUGAUAUUAGCCUUGGAGAACCUGACCUAUUGGCUUCUGGUGUAGAGAGGGAACAGAAUGAGAGAUUUCAUGUGUAUUUGAUGCCGUCACCUAAUUUAGAUGUGCACGGAGAAUGUACCUUGCAGAUAACAUUUGAAAAUAUCUGUCUUUGGGACAUACAGAAUCCCAGAAUAAAACUCGUAUAUUGGCCUUUAAGUGCCCUCCGGCGAUAUGGACGGGAUGCAACCUGGUUUACAUUUGAAGCUGGAAGGAUGUGUGAUACUGGGGAAGGCCUAUUCAUUUUCCAGACAAGAGAUGGGGAGGCAAUCUAUCAGAAAGUCCACUCAGCUGCCUUGACCAUAGCAGAACAACAUGACCACUUACUGCAGAGUGUGAAAAGCUCCAUGCUCCAGAUGAAAAUGACUGAGAGAGCAGUUUCUCUUGGUACCAUGGUCCCUUUGCCCCGGAGUGCCUAUUGGCAGCACAUCACGCGGCAGCACAGUACCGGACAGCUCUUUGGCUUACAAGAUAGCCCACUGAAGAUCCACAGAACAGAAACCUUUCCUACCUAUCGGUCAGAACAUUGAUAAAAUGGAGCCAAGGACUUUAACAAGCCACGUGUUUCUGUGUUGAGAUAGACUGGUCCAACACCAAGGCUUGCAAUCAAACUGGACAGCAGAUGAAGGGAAGAAAGACUGGAUUAUAACUGCUAGAUUAUUUCUUAAUUUUCAGGAGGAGACUGGCUUGAAAUUAUCACUUGUAAUUUGCAGUGUUUCAUAAUCACAUCUGGAACAAAGAAACUUUCUUUCAGUAUGGGCUUCAUGUAUAGUUAAUAUCUGCUGUUGAUUUGUCCUUUGCUAUCAGUUGUUCAACAUUUAGUUCAUCCAUUUUUGUGUUUUCUUGAAUAAUGUAGUUUACAGUCUAUUUUCUUGUUCCAACACUGACUGUAGCACUUUUCCACUUUUAAGAAUGGUUGCUUAUUUUUAGGAACAGGAAUCAGUUGUCCCUGUCUAUUAAAGUCUGGUUUUGUCUCUGCUAAGCUAUCUAAAGAUAAUUCUUGUGUCUCUAUGUUUAUUACAUGUUCAAGUGCUCAAAUAUGUAUUUCAGAACUUUAGAAAUAAAAUGGCCUUUCCCAUA